AGAAAGCCCCGAGACGCGCACGGUAGCCCUCCGGUCGCUGCCGGUGGGUGACUGACUGCCCCCACAACGGCACUCCGCUCCACUCCACGGCUCCACCCCUCUUCUCUCUUUCUCUCGUCUCCCCUGCCGCGCCGCCCAGUCGCUCGCUCACCUCCCGCCCGCCCGCAAACUCCAAGAGGCCUUCGAUUUCGAGCGAGCGCCCGAGGAGGCUCGUCGGCCAUGGGGAGGCCGGCGAUGGAGAGCAGCAGCGAGGAGGAGCUGGAGGACGACUUCCCCGGCCACGAGUGGAUCACCCCGCAGUCCUCCAUCCGCGCCGCCUACCAGUCCCAGACCGAGAAGGGUAUCAGGAAAACUUGCUCUGAGCUACUGGAGCUGAAGGAUGCCAUUGAAAACCUGUGCGGGAAUAUGCAGUCGAAGUACCAUGCUUUCCUCAGAAUAUCUGAGGAGGUUGUGGAGGCAGAGCAAGAGUUAAUUGAACUGCAGAAGCAUGUGUCUGCCCAGGGGAUGCUUGUACAAGAUCUGAUGAGUGGUGUGUGCCGGGAACUUGAAAUGUGGCAAAAGCAUAGUAAGGAAGAACAUGCGGUGGAAAAGGAUUUUCAAAGUGAACUUAAUGAAAUUUUGUCUGUAGAUACUCAAUACCCCAAGGUUAUUUUUCUGGACGAGAUAGACAUUUUGCUUGCAGAGCACAAACUAGAAAAGGCACUGCUUGCCCUAGAAACUGAAGAGAAGAAAUAUAUGGUUACAGACGAUUCAGGCAAAGAAUCAGAUGCAGAGAUUUCUGCCUAUAAGACAGCACUGCUUAAAAGGAAAUCAAUUCUUGAGGAUCAGCUUGUUAGGUAUUCAGAACAGCCAUCUUUAUCUAGUACUGAACUAAGAAAAUCUUUGUCUGGUUUAAUUAGGAUUGGUAAAGGUCCUGUAGCCCAUCAAGUACUUCUAAAAGCCUACGGUUCACGUCUUCACAGAGAUGUUGAGGCAUUUCUUCCCACCUGUUCAGUCUACACAGAAACUUACUCUGCAACCUUGUCGCAACUUGUUUUCUCAGCUAUCUCAAAGGUGUUGAAAGAAUCUAGCACACUAUUUGGAGAUAACCCCACGAAUAUGAACCGGAUUAUCCAAUGGUCCGAAUAUGAAAUAGAAGCUUUUGCACGUUUGGUUAAAGAAAAAUCUCCUUUGCCUGAGAGUGUUUCUGCACUUCGUUCUGCCUGCAUAUGCAUACAAACUACUCUCGCUCACUGCUCUUGUCUAGAAUCACAUGGGUUGAAAUUCUCAAAGUUACUUAUGUUACUAUUGCGACCUCAUAUUGAAGAAGUGCUUGAACUGAAUUUUAGAAGGGUGAGAAGAAAGAUUAUUGAUUCAGCAAGGACUGACGAUAUUCUGCUUCUCGCUCCUCAAGAAGGUUCACCGCCAUCUGAUUCAGUUGCACCUAAGAUGAUGCUUACAAGCAGUGGAAAGAAGUUUAUGGCAGUUAUCAAUGAUCUUUUGGAUCAUGUUACCCCAAUGACCAUAGUUCACUUUGGUGGAACAAUUUUGAGCAAUUUUCUCCAGCUAUUUGAUAGAUAUGUCGAAACACUUAUCAAAGUGUUGCCUGGGCCUUCUGAAGAUGAUAAUGUAGUGGAGUCACAAGAGCCUGUAGAAUUAAAAGCUGAAAGUGAUGCGCAGCAGCUUGCACUAAUUGGAACUGCAUAUACCAUAGCAGAUGAAUUAUUGCCAGCAGCUGUAUCUAAGUUUUUUUAUAUGCAAACCAAGAAGAAAGAAACUAGUGGAACGAGUGAAGGCCUUGGUCCUGGGUCCAUAUACUCCACAGAAUACAAAGAGUGGAAACGUCAUCUACAACAUUCAUUGGACAAACUGAGGGAUCACUUCUGCCGACAAUAUGUCUUAUCAUUUAUUUACUUGGAAGGGAAGUCACGAUUGGAUGCUAGAAUGUACUUGGAGGGGGGUGAUGAUCUUUUUUGGGAUUCCGAUCCCUUACCUUCACUACCUUUCCAGGCAUUGUUUGGAAGGUUGCAGCAGCUAGCUAGUGUUGCUGGUGAUGUUCUACUAGGCAAAGAGAAGAUACAGAAGGUUUUGCUUUCAAGGCUAACUGAAACGGUUGUCAUGUGGCUCUCCAAUGAACAAGAAUUCUGGGAUGUCUUUGAGGACGAGUCCAUCCAGCUCCAGCCUUCUGGACUUCAGCAGCUUAUUCUUGAUAUGCACUUCCUGGUUGAGAUUGCCGUAUGCGGACGGUACCCGCACAGACCAGUUCAGCAGCUUGUGUCAGUAAUUAUUACUAGAGCAAUUGCAGCUUUCUCGGCAAGGGAGGUUGACCCACAAAGCGCUCUUCCGGAGGAUGAAUGGUUUCUUGAGACUGCCAAGACUGCAAUCAACAAGCUCAUGCUAGGGACUUCUGGAUCUGAGUCCGACCUCGAAGCGCCUAUCGCUCCGCAUGAUGACGGAAUAUCAGAAGAUUCAGAUAGCAUUUCAUGUCUGUCGAGUAUAGGGUCUGAAGAUUCAUUUGCUUCUGCAAACAAUGAUGACCUAGAAAACCCUGUUUACUUCACCGAUCCUGACUCGUAGAGAGUUGGCCCCGUGUUUUAGAUGCGAGUCUAAAUAUUUCAAGCUCGGUUAUCCUGUAUACUUCUCGGAGAUGUCAUCAGUAAUUAUUAAUAUUAUUAUUAUGGCAGCUGUCAAGUUUAUUUGUUUGUCCCGAAA
Triticum aestivum (bread wheat) is the source of this 2691-nucleotide messenger RNA. RefSeq names its product exocyst complex component EXO84C. The coding region runs from base 220 to 2556 and encodes 778 amino acids. Gene Ontology annotation, cellular component: exocyst. Lineage: Eukaryota; Viridiplantae; Streptophyta; Magnoliopsida; Poales; Poaceae. The transcript is spliced from 7 exons. The record is from RefSeq and is a predicted model, not a curated record. Gene Ontology annotation, biological process: Golgi to plasma membrane transport; intracellular protein localization; exocytosis.